AUGGGCGUGGAUGGUGUCACUCCAGAGGAGGGAUAUGGCGACGAAGGUAGCUCCCAGCGCUUUGGUAUAGCGAGACGAUCUGAAUCUGACGCACCGGCAAUACCUCCAUGUUUGGACAGCCGACAGCAGCACAUCAGAAAGCUGACUGCUCAGGGAGGAGUGCGAAGAACACCACUGACUCUAAUCUGGCAACCAGAAGGGGCCACUAUGAACCAUUGUCAGGAGCCACCGACCAAUGGCUCUCACCAUGCUGAUGCUGCUGACAAUCAUUCAGCUCAAAACAACCGUGUGCAACAAAGCACGAUAAGCAACCCAAAUGGACAGGUUUGA
Messenger RNA from Ophidiomyces ophidiicola, 330 nucleotides. RefSeq lists its product as uncharacterized. The transcript has a single exon. The record is from RefSeq and is a predicted model, not a curated record. The coding region runs from base 1 to 330 and encodes 109 amino acids. Lineage: Eukaryota; Fungi; Ascomycota; Eurotiomycetes; Onygenales; Onygenaceae.